Messenger RNA from Rhagoletis zephyria (snowberry fruit fly), 849 nucleotides. Its product is annotated as long-chain-fatty-acid--CoA ligase 4-like. Gene Ontology annotation, molecular function: long-chain fatty acid-CoA ligase activity. Gene Ontology annotation, biological process: long-chain fatty-acyl-CoA metabolic process; neuron differentiation; long-chain fatty acid metabolic process. NCBI's taxonomy places the organism in Eukaryota, Metazoa, Arthropoda, Insecta, Diptera, Tephritidae. The record is from RefSeq and is a predicted model, not a curated record. Gene Ontology annotation, cellular component: endoplasmic reticulum; plasma membrane; lipid droplet.
AUGCUCGUCGGUUCUGCGCCCAUUAGCGAGGAGACGCACAGAGGUGUGCAGGCGCUGAUGAACAUCAAGGUUCUGAAUGCUUACGGCUGCACGGAGGCCUCGGCCGGAAGUACCAUUCAAAUGGCGGCCGACCUCACUACCGGCCACACUGGAGUGCCCUUCCACUCGGUGAAGUACUACCUGAAGGACUGGCCUGAGGGAGGGUACAGUACGGCGGACCUGCCCAAUCCAAGAGGGGAGAUUGUCAUUGGCGGACCGACGGUUAGCAAGGGCUACUACAAGAUGCCCCAAGAGACGGCGGAGUCCUUCAAGACUGAUCCCGAUGGGACGAGGUGGUUUGAGACGGGUGACAUUGGUGAGGUGCUCCCGAACGGAUGCCUAAAGAUUAUCGAUCGCCGCAAGGACCUGCAGAAGCUUGCCAACGGGGAGUUCGUCUCGCUGGGCAAGAUUGAGUCUGCCCUCCGUGCCACGCCCUUUGUGGAGAGCGUCUGCGUGUGCACUGACCCCUUCAGCAAUUACGUCACCGCCCUGGUCUCUCCAAAUCGAAGGGCCCUAGUGGAACUGGCGGAGAAACUGGACAAGCCAAGGAGCCUCAGUUUUGAGAAGCUUUGCGAAGAUAGUCAAGUGAAACAGCAAGUUCUCGACUCAAUUCGGGACACCUGUAGGCGGGCGUCCUUUGCCCCGAAGGAGGUGCCCACGGUGAUCACGCUGGUGCCUGAAGAGUGGACGCCGGAUAACUUUUUGACGGCGGCCAUGAAGAUGAAGCGAAAGGAAGUGAACGACUUUUACAAGGCGCAGAUCAAGCGCAUGUUUGAAGAGGCCAACAAAGGCGGUGGUAAACAGGAGUAA